AUGCUCAUCACAACGCCAGUUGACAACUCUGUAAUGCUCAUCACAACGCCAGUUGACAACUCUGUAAUGCUCAUCACAACGCCAGUUGACAACUCUGUAAUGCUCAUCACAACGCCAGUUGACAACUCUGUAAUGCUCAUCACAACGCCAGUUGACAACUCUGUAAUGCUCAUCACAACGCCAGUUGACAACUCUGUAAUGCUCAUCACAACGCCAGUUGACAACUCUGUAAUGCUCAUCACAACGCCAGUUGACAACUCUGUAAUGCUCAUCACAACGCCAGUUGACAACUCUGUAAUGCUCAUCACAACGCCAGUUGACAACUCUGUAAUGCUCAUCACAACGCCAGUUGACAACUCUGUAAUGCUCAUCACAACGCCAGUUGACAACUCUGUAAUGCUCAUCACAACGCCAGUUGACAACUCUGUAAUGCUCAUCACAACGCCAGUUGACAACUCUGUAAUGCUCAUCACAACGCCAGUUGACAACUCUGUAAUGCUCAUCACAACGCCAGUUGACAACUCUGUAAUGCUCAUCACAACGCCAGUUGACAACUCUGUAAUGCUCAUCACAACGCCAGUUGACAACUCUGUAAUGCUCAUCACAACGCCAGUUGACAACUCUGUAAUGCUCAUCACAACGCCAGUUGACAACUCUGUAAUGCUCAUCACAACGCCAGUUGACAACUCUGUAAUGCUCAUCACAACGCCAGUUGACAACUCUGUAAUGCUCAUCACAACGCCAGUUGACAACUCUGUAAUGCUCAUCACAACGCCAGUUGACAACUCUGUAAUGCUCAUCACAACGCCAGUUGACAACUCUGUAAUGCUCAUCACAACGCCAGUUGACAACUCUGUAAAGCCCAUCACAACGCCAGUUGACAACUCUGUAAUGCUCAUCACAACGCCAGUUGACAACUCUGCCAAUAAAAUUUCAAUUUUAAUAUCGGGAACACAUUGA
Messenger RNA from Hyalella azteca, 960 nucleotides. RefSeq names its product microtubule-associated protein 6-like. Gene Ontology annotation, biological process: microtubule cytoskeleton organization. Gene Ontology annotation, cellular component: microtubule. NCBI's taxonomy places the organism in Eukaryota, Metazoa, Arthropoda, Malacostraca, Amphipoda, Hyalellidae. Gene Ontology annotation, molecular function: calmodulin binding; microtubule binding. The record is from RefSeq and is a predicted model, not a curated record. The transcript has a single exon. The coding region runs from base 1 to 960 and encodes 319 amino acids.